CUAUUUUAUCAUGGGUAUAUUUGAAAGAGAUAUAAAUUCAAAUGAUAGGGAUGCCGUUUCUGUUUACUUCCAAUUGCUUAUUCUGGUUACCUGUGACGUGUCAUAGAGAAAAUCAUGCUAUGACAUUAAAUUCUCUAUUUAUUGUGGAAAAUGGAUAUGGGGCCAUGUCCAAAGGACAGAGAGUUGGAAGAUGCUAUUGACAGGCUCAUUGUUGAGUGUGAUAGGAAAAUUGGUAGAGCUCUCAAGCGUCUUGAAGAUGAGGAAGCAAAAGCCGCUAUUGCUAUACAAGUCUCUGAAGUUACUCAGACACCAGAAGUAUUAGAGCUUUCAAAGCAGAUUAAGGAGAAAUUGAAAGAAGUUGAUCAAUUUGGCAAGACAGAUCUUAAAAUACGAGCUCUAGAAGAAGUAGAAGAGCUUAGAACUAAAAGAGUGGAUAAACAGUCAACACUGCUUUUGGAUGCAUUCAAUAAAGAUCGGGCAUCUUUGCCCCAACCAUUGCCAAACCCUCCAUAUUCGGCACCACUGCCUGUGCCUGCACCUGAUCCUUGGACCCAGGAAAUGAUAAAUGAGAAACUGAAGAAAGCUGAGGAUCUUGGUGAGAAGGAGAUGGUAGAUGAGGUACAAAAAGCGUUAGAAGAAGCACUCAAGAAGCUCUCUGCCAGACAGGAGACUGUUCUGGAUUCCUCAAAGUAUACUGCUGUUGAUGUUUGCAUUGAAGAGAGCAACAAGAGCCGCAAAUGCAGACUUGACUGGUAUAAUGACAGGAGGUAUAGUGAUCGAGAUUGGUGGUGUAUAGAUCGAAAGAAAGGAGCAGAGAUCAUGAGAGAGAGUCAAGUCGGGACCAAGACCAAGGGAAUAGCCAUGCGAGGGAGGGAUUAUGAUUGUAGGAGCAGAGAUUGUGACAGGUAUAGUGAUCGAGAUUGUGAUAGGGAUUAUGAGCGCUCUUGGACUUAUGAUUCUAGAAGUUGCCAUAGGUCACGUUCAAGGUCUAGGGAACGCUCCAGGGAUCAUGAUCACCACAGGUACUUGCUUAACAAUACCCCAUGCUUGUACAACAUAUUAUUAGUUUUGUUUAGUGAUCAUUUUUUAACUUAUUGAAUGUGUAAUAUAAUGUAAUAUUUGUUUUCUAUUAUUGUAAAAUGUGCCAACCUGAGUCUUUUACCAUUCUUUUCAAAUUUAAUGUUGAACUUUAGCUAGUAUUUGAGUCCAAGAAGCUUAAUAUAAGAUAAAAGCCAGG
Rubroshorea leprosula is the source of this 1237-nucleotide messenger RNA. NCBI's taxonomy places the organism in Eukaryota, Viridiplantae, Streptophyta, Magnoliopsida, Malvales, Dipterocarpaceae. The record is from the annotation of a GenBank genome assembly.